This is a messenger RNA of Zootermopsis nevadensis, 5573 nucleotides long. NCBI's taxonomy places the organism in Eukaryota, Metazoa, Arthropoda, Insecta, Blattodea, Termopsidae. The record is from RefSeq and is a predicted model, not a curated record.
CUAAUACAGUUUACCUUUAUUCUCAGGUUUUAAGGUUGAAGCUAAUGCAACAGCCACGGGAUCAUAAAAUUCUUUCAAGUAUGAAUAAUGGAUAGCAUUUUAAAACAGAUGGCAUAAAUUUUCAUGAAAUAAAACACACAUUUUAAAACCAGUUCGUACUUCUUUCCGUAUAACCUACGAUUGUAUUAUCUAAUAUGCAGUGAUAUUCCCAUAACCUGAAUUUAUUAUUAUUAUUAGGCAAGUGUAUUGCGUGUGCUAUUGUAAUUUUGUUGUUAUUAUUGUUAUUAUUUUGCGCAAUGGUUUGAGUGUAGAAACGUGAUGAUUGUUUGUGUGCUACACUACUUCUUACUCUGAACAUGAUUGGUACGAAUAAAAUAUUAACGAUCAGUCAUGAAAUAUCAACACAGUUGUAGAGAAUGCAACCACCGACCAAUAAUUCGUACAAUGUCGUAAAUUGUAGCACACCAAACCCAGACCCUGUAACAGUUACUGAAAUUAACAAAAAAGGUUGUGAUUCUCUGUAUUAAACGAACUUAUUAUGUUAAACAUAAACAAACCAUCUUUCUUGUUGACAGUCUCAGGUUUGUCAAGAAUUGAAUUAAUAAAUAAUGAGAUUUUGUUUUGUUUCAGAGUUUGUAUGCUCUUUGUUGUUAUUUGAUGAAUAUGAACAUGCUUCAUUAUUUCUGUGGCUCCUCCAAUUUAAUUCACUGUGAUUAACUUUCUCUCAUUAAAUUAACAGUAGCCUAUUUAUUUGUAUCUCAUGUGAAAUUGAUAAUUAUUUUAAAUAAGUUACUGUAAGCAAGGCACAGUACUGUGUGAAUAAAAUACCAUAGUAUCAUAUAUGGGUAACUGAUACAAUACUAAGCAACUACUAUAUGGACCUGUUCAUUACAUUUUACUGACACAAUGAUCCCCACAAAGCCUUUGCCAUGUGGCUUUAUUGAUACUCAGCUACCCAAUAUGAAGGGAAUGAGCUAUGCCCUUCCAAUAUUCAAGAAUCAUGGAGGAGUUGAACAUGAUCUGGCCAAUACAUAAAAUACAGCUUCAUGUUGUCAUGAAUUCAUAACUUAUCUCCAAAACUUGUUUACAAGAGUUAGUUUUUAUCAAAAGAGCCAUCAGCCACAUCUAUGCUGAUCAUAUGCAGCACUGGCCAUGAGUACUCCUUGGAAUUUCAGUGUUCAACAGGACUUGGAACAGCAACCGCUUAACAUGGCGCUCCUCCUCUUACAACAAGAACUCGCAGAGCUAGGCUCUGGAGCCCCAUGUGGCAGACAGAUUUCAAAGGAGGAAGAUCAUGCUGAAAGUAUUUCCCCUAAACAUCUGGAACCAACAGUAUACAUUAAAGAGGAACCUCAUUCUUUGUCAGUGGAUUACUCAUAUCCUGCUAUGCCUAAUAACUUCAACAUGAUACCUCAAGCUUGGCCAUCGUCACAGCCAUUGCAUCUGCAACGUGUGGAACAAACAUUUCCAGACAUGACUGAGAAGACUAUCUUAAACUUAGAUGAUAUUAAGGAGGAAGUUGAACCUGAAAAAGGCAAUGUCUGUAGUGGAGGUUUCAAUGAGACAUCUGAUUGUAAUAAAUGCAAUGUGCCACAAUACCCUGCAGAAUCUCUCUGUAGAAAUGAAAUGUAUCAGAAAAGAAUGUGCACAACAGAGAAUUUAUACCAUUUCUCAUCAGUUCCAUUUUCUGGUCCUUCCACAUGGUACAGUGUAAAGGCAUUCACUGGAAAGGAGACAGUGAACAGAUGGGAUACUCAAGCAGAAAAUGCAAGAAACUAUAAUAACUAUUUUAGUGGCAGAAACAUGCCUUCAUCCCAUAUUGUGAAUGGACAUGGUUCAUUGCAAGGGGAGAUGGUUUAUGGACCAAUGGCACAUGCUAAUCAUAUCCCACUGAUUUGUCAAGUAUGUGGGAAAGGUUUCGGCAUUAAGGAACAACUUUUGAAUCAUAUGAUGGUACAUCGAAAUCGGAAACCUCACAUUUGUGAAAUAUGUGAAAAAAGUUUCAGUUCUCCUGGAAAUUUGAAGACACACAUUAUGAUACACACAGGUCAGAAGCCACACUCAUGUGAGAAAUGUGGCAAAAGGUUCACUACUUUGGGAAACCUAAAAACUCAUUCUGUGGUCCAUACUGCUGAGAAGCCACAUCCAUGUCAAGUGUGUGGAAAAGGAUUUACAACUCUUGGAAAUCUCAAGACACAUUUACUAAUACAUUCAGGUGAGAGACCAUAUGUAUGUGAAGUCUGUGGGAAACGGUUCACAACACGAGGCAAUGCGAAGGCCCAUUCAGUGACUCAUACUGCAGAGAAACCGUUUGUUUGCCAUGUGUGUGGCAAGAACUUCAGUCAUAAAGGCAAUCUAAAGACACAUAUUGUGUCCAGGCAUAUGGCUAAUAAGCCACAAUACGAUUGUGUUAUGUGUGGAAGAAAUUUUACACAAGCAGAAACACUAGACACACAUAUAGCAUUAGUACAUGCUGCUACAUCUCUACCUCUUUCCAGUUUGCAAGAUGAGCUACAGUGUGAAGAGUCUCCAGCUUUCUUACCAGUGAAAGUGUAUUAUCAUUUUAAAGAGGAGCUGUUACUGUGGUACUAUUCAUUAAAUGGGAAGAGAGAAAGGGUGGAUGCAUAUGAUGGUCUUCCAACUCAUGUUUGUCGACAGUGCGUAAAUCAAGUUAAUGUGUCCUACAAUUUUAAAAGGCAGUGUGAAAUCUCUGAUGCAACUUUCCGGGAGUUACUGAAAAAUCAGAGAUUAAGUUCAGAAUUUUCUGAGGGAAAAGUAAAUGUAUCCCAAAAUUCUUUAAAUCCAGCAGAAGACACUCCAGAUGUCUGGGCACUUGUAAGAGUGAAAGCCGAAUUGGCAGAUUGUCAGUCAGAUGAAAACAAUGCUGAAGGUGGAAUGGAACAAGUGUUUCCAACUGCAAUAUGUUCAUUAACAGAACAAGGUCAAGAUAUAAGUUCCACUGCAAUGGCUGAAUCACCACUUAAGGAAGGCAUAGAGGAUGUUUCAAAAACCCUUACAGAUAAUUUACAUUUAUUCCACAGAAGCGAGAAACCUUAUGGGUGUACAGAAUGUGGAAAGCAUUUCGCUCGGAGUGGUCAGUUGAAAGAACAUAUGAAACUUCACUUGGGCUUGAAGCCAUUUAUAUGUAUUGAGUGUGGAAAGAAGUUUGCCCAGAACAUUCAUUUGAAAAAUCACUUAGCAACCCAUGCAUCUAGAAGGAAACCAAAGGUGGAUGCAUAUGAUGGUCUUCCAACUCAUGUUUGUCGACAGUGUGUAAAUCAAGUUAAUGUGUCCUACAAUUUUAAAAGGCAGUGUGAAAUCUCUGAUGCAACUUUCCGGGAGUUACUGAAAAAUCAGAGAUUAAGUUCAGAAUUUUCUGAGGGAAAAGUAAAUGUAUCCCAAAAUUCUUUAAAUCCAGCAGAAGACACUCCAGAUGUCUGGGCACUUGUAAGAGUGAAAGCCGAAUUGGCAGAUUGUCAGUCAGAUGAAAACAAUGCUGAAGGUGGAAUGGAACAAGUGUUUCCAACUGCAAUAUGUUCAUUAACAGAACAAGGUCAAGAUAUAAGUUCCACUGCAAUGGCUGAAUCACCACUUAAGGAAGGCAUAGAGGAUGUUUCAAAAACCCUUACAGAUAAUUUACAUUUAUUCCACAGAAGCGAGAAACCUUAUGGGUGUACAGAAUGUGGAAAGCAUUUCGCUCGGAGUGGUCAGUUGAAAGAACAUAUGAAACUUCACUUGGGCUUGAAGCCAUUUAUAUGUAUUGAGUGUGGAAAGAAGUUUGCCCAGAACAUUCAUUUGAAAAAUCACUUAGCAACCCAUGCAUCUAGAAGGAAACCAAAGCUGUUCUUAGGCGAUGGUUUACCAGCACAGGUAUGUCGGCAAUGUGUCCGGCUGGUAAAUACAUCAUACAAAUUCAAGCAGCAAUGUGAAAGUUCAGAUGCAGCAUUGCGUCAUGAUUGUGAUCAAAGAUUAUCUGAUGAAGAAACUCUCAGUUACAAAAAUGAAUGGAAAAAUCCACAGGCAGGACCUUCAACUGUGGAGAAUAAAGACUGUCACAAGAAACUAAAAAAGGGUAAUAUUUCUUCAAGAAAGCAUGUGAAAGAAAAGAGAAGUGGAAAGAAAUUUGCAUCAUAUGAUGUUUUGAAUGAUCAAAGUGACAUAAAAGCUGAAAAUGAAAAAACAAAUGAAUCUGAAAACUUUGUCAGUGUUAAAAACCCAGGGAGAAAUGAUAGUAAUGAAAUAUUAAGUGAUGUGAAAAUUGAGCCUGUUAUUAAAUUAGAAGUGAAAGUUCCAAAGAUCAAGGAGAAGAAAAGUUUUCUGUGUCAUGACUGUGGAAAGAACUUUGCCCGUAAGCAGCAUUUAUUAUUGCAUUUAAGAACUCACACUGGUGAGAAACCAUUUUCAUGUAAAGUUUGUGGUGAAAGUUUUGGUAUGAGUAGUAACUUGAACAAACACAUGAGGAUACAUACAGGAGAGAGGCCGUUUCUUUGUACGAUGUGCGGUAAGUGCUUCGGUAGGAGCGACACACUUACUAAGCACAUGAGAUGUCAUACUGGUGAGAAACCAUUCCAUUGUAACGUAUGUGGUAAUAACUUUGGGCGCAGUAGCACGUUAAUAAACCACAUGCGAACACAUUUAGGAGAAAAACCAUAUUUAUGUACGGAGUGUGGUAGGAGAUUUGUUCAGAGCUAUGAUCUAACGAAACACAUGAGAUCCCAUACUGGAGAGAAACCUUAUCGAUGCACGGUGUGUCGUAUGAGUUUCGGACAGAAGAACAGCUUGAAUAAACAUAUGAGAAGUCAUACAGGUGAAAUUCCGUUUGCACCUAUAGAUUUUCAGAGGACAGUGUCAUAUGUUCAUUACAGACCAUCUGUAGCCGAUUUGACGAUGGACAGGAAUGCAGUGUUAAUUGGAGGUGGGCCCCAGAUACAGUGAACAACACACAUAGAUACAUAUCAAUUCAAUCUUGUUCUGUGAAAUGCAUUUAUUAAAUUUCUGUAUGGUUUUAUUGGCCAGCAUAGUGCCUCUAAAAUUUAAGAACAGUCUUAUAUUCAUGUUACCAAUAUUUUAUGUACAAGUAUUUUUGUCCAGUAUUGAACAUUAAUAGUGAGGCUAAUUUUUUAAGCCAUGAUUCUUCAUGCAAAAUACUGAAAGGUCUGUUUCUUGAUUACUUAUAAAUGUUGGACUAUUUGACCAAUAGAAGUUUGAACACUUGAAAUACCAAAUGUGUACAACUUAAGGUUCAUUCAGUAUGAAAAAAAAAUGUAUUAUGCCAGUAAGUUAUUCUUGUGCUUGGAUUUUAGAUUUAUCCUUUGGCUCUUCUUAAGAAACGACUACUUCAGAAAGUUUUGGGUUGAAUUUGAGGUCUUCAUGGCAGUGAGUCUGAAGAUGGCUGUCUUCUUGGCUAUAGCCCGGUGUAGUUUGGUAGUAGUUUACCCUAACUUUUACCGGACUAUACGCUACUACAAUCCAGAAGACAGCCAUAUUAAGAGAGGUUUGAGGUAACAACAUAUAUUUUCUUUUUGUCUGGAAUAUUUUAUUCUCUUAAAUAUAUAUGGCUUACCUUAUGUUUA